This is a messenger RNA of Durusdinium trenchii, 1348 nucleotides long. The record is from the annotation of a GenBank genome assembly. NCBI's taxonomy places the organism in Eukaryota, Dinophyceae, Suessiales, Symbiodiniaceae.
CUCUGGAGCUUUUUUCACACGGUGGUCUUGGUGGUCUCCCACAGACCCACAGACAAUGCAUUUUGGACUCAUGCCUCACCCCAGAAGGCUCGUUCGAGGUGGAACCGUACUUCUGGCUGCAGUCGCAGGAUUGGGAGCUUCUCGCUGGGCGUUCGCUUCUCCCCAGCCGAGCGUCUUAGGCCAAGCACGUGAUCCAGCGAUCUCCUUAGGGCAGCGUCCAGCUUUUGAGCUGACGGCGGGAUCUUCAAGGCCUCCUCGCUCGUCUUCUUCGAGCAAAGCGGCUCAAGCAGCUCUUCCUGAGGUCCUGUCCUACAUUCAAGACACGAUCCAGCAUGCGAGGAACUCAGAUGGGCCCCAUGGGAAUUGUCUACUUCUUCGUCAUUUACGUGGUGGCAGAAUGCCUGGCACUGCCAGCUGCGCCUUUGACCUUGUCUUCCGGAUACCUUUUUGGUUUGCCCAUGGGCUCUUUGGUCUCCAUCCUGGCCGGGACGACCGCUGCGGCGAUUGGCUUCACCCUGUCUCGGAACUUUCUCCGGCCACAGAUCUCGAAGAUGAUCGAGGGCAACGAGACCUUCCGCAACAUCAACAAGGCGGGCGAGCGAGAGGGGUUCAAGAUCAUUUUCUUAUUGCGCCUCUCCCCCUUGCUGCCUUUCGCGUUGUCGAACUACGUCUAUGGUUUGAGCCAAUGUAGCUUCCAAGACUUCCUCCUGGCCACUGGCUUGGGCUUUGCGCCAGGCACAAUUGGCCUGGUUUAUGCGGCCACAGCUGCGCGCGAUGUGAUGUCAGAGGGUGGAAGCCAACCUUGGUAUGUCUAUGCUUUGGGGCUCCUGGUGACAGCGGUCCUUUUGAAGAUCGUCUCAGAUGUGGCCUCCAAAGCAGUUCAGGAGGCUGUGGAAGAGGAUCGUGAUCCACUGACCGACCCGUUCACCUUGGCUCCAACUGGAGGUCUUGGAUCCCAAGUGGAGAUCCAGAGUGAGGUGAAAGUGGAGAGCCGCGAGAAGGUGAAUGCUUGAAUUUGUCAAGGUGGGAGCGAACGGUCACCCGAUCCCAGAACUGGAGUGAAGAUGCUGGAGCGAACGCUCGGGGGUGGGAUGAACGCAAAAGCGGGCAGGCUGGGAUGCUGGAGAAAUUGGAGAUGAGCGAGUUCCUUUCUACUAAACGUCCAACUUGUGACAGAAGAACUCGUGAGUGACUUAGGAGUCCGCCAGUCCCGGCUCUGACCGCCGUGCAUGGGUUUGUUUCUCCCUCAUUCAGUCCCAUACCGGACACCUCAGCACAGACGAUCUUUUUCAGAGCUAAAUUUAACCUUUCUCGCUUCGCGAGCCGAUCCCGGCGAUGUUCCCGCGCG